CACAGAUAUGGUUAAAGGUAUUUAAAUAUUUGAUUUAAUAUGUUUUUUUUUUCUAUCAUAUGCACAGCGACACAAACCAAAAAAUAAAAGGAAACAGAAGAAGAGAAAGAAGAUGAAGAGGAACAAGAAGGAGUCAAAACACAUUCACCGAUGUGGCUAGACAUAAAUUAAAUAAAACAAACCACGAAGAACAAAGACAGUAAACGGUAUAAAAGUAGGUCAAGGCUCAGGUGUAGACCUAUAAAUUAUAAGUCUGGACUGGUUUUGUCUUUUGCGAUGAAUGGCCUAGCUGCGAUAUAUUUUUCAUCUCUUUAAAUGGAGCCCAUAUGGUGAGUUGUUCUGCAUUUAAACAUGUUUCGCCAUGCGAUUUUGAUUUCAGCAGGGUUUUUUCUUUCUUCCUUCCAUGAGACACAUUAGCCCAACAUCUCCGCCAACGGAUUGGCUGCGUGUGCGCACAUUUCAUUGCAGCUUGUCAACGCAUCUUUCUCAGUCACCACCGGAUGGGAGGAGAGCUGGAGGAUAGAUGCGUUAGAGUAGGCAGCGACGGAAGAGAGAGAGAGAGCGUGAGGCAAGAAGAGGUGGAGGCUCGGGUGGAUAAGAGAUAAAGGUGUAGCCCGACGCACUGAGACAACCAAACGAGGGCUUUCUCUUUCUCCUCCUCUGUAAAUGACCGGCCGCUUGUUCUAAGUGGAGCGAGUGAGGGAACCAUCAGACCACAGUUUCAGACUCGUAAGGUUGCCCACAUACGCCUUUUUGGGCAUCACCGCCGAUCAGCGAUGAUAGAAUCGAUCAUAUAGCGAAUAUUCACGACAAAGUGUUCUUGCAAUCCACAGUGAAGAAAGAGGAGGAGGCGAACUAUGAUCCGAGGAUGAUUUCCGCAAAGAAAACUCCGGAGAAGAGUCGGUAUCCUAUUCACUAUUUGGUGUGGCACAACAAACACAGACAGCUGGAGAAGGAGCUGGCAGCGAACGAGCAGACUGACUUAGAGUCUCUGGACCCCCGUGGCCGGACCCCUCUUCACCUGGCCGUCACACUGGGCCACCUGGACUGCGCUAGGGUCCUGCUGCAGCACGGAGCUGAUGUCAGCAAAGAGAACCGCAAUGGAUGGACUGUUCUCCAGGAGGCGGUGAGCACCAGAGAUCCGGAGCUGGUGCGUCUCGUGCUCCGUUACCGUGACUACCAGAGGACUGCCAAGAGACUGGCGGGCAUCCCCAUCCUGCUGGAGCGACUGCGCCAAGCACAAGACUUCUACGUGGAGAUGAAAUGGGAGUUUACCAGCUGGGUGCCCCUGGUGUCUCGUAUCUGCCCCAGCGACACCUACAGAGUGUGGAAGAGUGGCCAGUGUCUCCGUGUUGACACCACCCUGAUGGGGUUUGAACAGAUGACCUGGCAGAGAGGAAACCGGAGCUUCAUUUUCAGGGGACAAGACUCCAGCGCGGAGGUGAUGGAGGUCGACCACGACAGACAGCUGGUGUUCUGCGAGACCUUGUGCGUCUCAUCCCUCACGGCGCUCUCGCCUGGCAGGGGCAACGGCGGCGCCAGCAGCAGCACCGCCGCCGGGCUGGGGCUUCUGGGGGCGAUGCAGCCCAGCGAUGAGCAGGUCGCAGCCAGGCUGUCCGCCCCGGUCGUGACCACUCAGCUGGACACCCGCAACAUCGCUUUUGAGAGGAACAAAACGGGAAUCCUGGGGUGGAGGAGCGAGAAGACCGAGACAGUGAAUGGCUACGAAGCGAAGGUGUAUGCGGCAUCCAAUGUUGAGCUGAUCACCAGGACCAGAACCGACCACCUCUCAGACCAGAACAAGAACAAAACAAAAGGUGGGAAGACCCCACUGCAGAACUUCCUUGGCAUUGCUGAGCAGCACAUGGGGCCAAACAAUGGGGCUCUGGUGACCCAGAUGUCAUCUCCCGUGGUGACGAACCCAUCGGCGCUGACGGCCGAGGAAUACUUCAACCCCGGACCGUCCCCGACUCAGAGGGACAUCGGCCACCCGUGCCAGCUCACCACCAAGACCCAGAGGUUUAAAGCCAAGCUGUGGUUGUGCGAGUCCCAUCCUCUCUCCCUGGCAGAACAAGUUGUGCCUAUCAUCGAUCUCAUGGCGAUCUCGAACGCCUUGUUCGCUAAGCUCCGGGACUUCAUCACUCUGCGCCUGCCGCCUGGCUUCCCUGUCAAGAUCGAAAUCCCCAUCUACCACAUCCUAAACGCUCGGAUCACCUUCAGCAACCUGAACGGCUGUGAGGAGGGAACCGGCGUCCGCGCUGACAACGACGUGGGAGUGGAGGGGGACGGACAGCGGGACAACCCAGGCACAGACACCCCCUCACCGGGCAGCGACUCCUCCAGCGUCUCCAGCUCUAGCUCCACCAUGUCGUGUCGAGCUGGAGAGAUUCCCCCGUGCGUGUUCGAGCCCCCGCCUGGAUACACCAUGCUAGGAGGCAAACAGAGAGACAGCAUGAGGGAGGAGGAAGAAGACUUGCUGCAGUUCGCCAUCCAGCAGAGUCUGUUGGAGGCCGGCUCCGAAUAUGAUCAGGUGACCAUCUGGGAGGCGCUGACCAACAGCAAGCCGGGGACGCACCCCCUGUCCUGCGACCCCAGUCGUCUAGAGAGGACCCCCCAGCACAAGCCCCGCCCGCCGUCCAGCCUCUGCUCCACGCCCUCCAAGAAGCAGCCGACCACCUGCAGCUACGACGAGCAGCUGCGCAUCGCCAUGGAGAUCUCCGCCCGGGAGCAGGAAGAGGCGGAGCGGCGGCGGCGGCAGGAAGAGGAGGAGCUGCAGCGCAUCAUCCAGCUGUCUCUCAUGGAGAAGUGAAAGCGGGGGCGGGCUAGCAGCAGACAGGGUCUGCAGGGAAGGGUCUGGGCGUGGGAUGGGAGAAAAAAAGGGCAGACGGGCCUACUUUAAUACUUUAAGCACACUCUGCCGGUGGCUCGACAUAUAAACAAAUCCUCUGAACGGUUUCGUAUGAUCAAACGGCCUCCUCCUCUCUUCUCCCAUGGCCUCAGCCAGACCUUUCCCACGAAGCCAUACGGUGACAAGCCAGAGAGGCACGCCAGUCUCCUCUCUCCGGUGCCACAUGGUACUUUUCUUUACCAGUGCCAGUUUACAAACCAACAACACAUCCAAUACAAGUUUAGAGGAUCGCCUCCUGAGUGAAUGUGCGUUUGUGCGUGUGUGUGUUUCAAAACCAGCUCUCCACACUGGGGUCAACAAAUCACCUCCGUCCCCUCAAAACGUUGUGUGUUAGGCCAGCUCCCUGCUCCAGCACGGACACACAGACGUCCUUUUACCACCGAGCUGUGUGGUUUUCAGUCUUAACCACGAUUGUGUGUGAAAGGAGCAGUGAUGAGUCAGAGGCCAGGGGUGCUAUAAACACCAAAACCUUCUGCAUUAGAGGCUGGAGGAGCUGAGCUGAAUGUCGACAAACCAUCCGACUUCCUCGGUUUUGGAUUGGAAAUUGAAAAUAACAGACCGGUACGUUUUUUUGUUUUGUUUUGUUAUCUUCUUUUGAUUUGCACAAAAUCCAGAUGUACUGUACUUAGCUUGUGGGUGGAUCACAUAUAUGACUGUUAUUGGAUGUUGAGCACAAAGUAAACUCAGGCCAGCUCUAGUUUUAGCCUGACGUUAGACUUGCAGGAGCACAGAUAUGAUCAGUUUACCAGAUGAACACUAACUAUACUGUGUGUUAAUAAAAAAAAAUAUAAUAAUAACAAUAAUAAUAAUAAAAGGACAAUGUUUGUGGUGUGUACGUGGAUCGUGGAUCAGAGAUGUUUCCGAGAGAGAUUUUCUGUAAAUUUGCAUCUUUACAUGAGCGGCUGGUUUCUGUGUUUCUGUGCAGUCUCGGUGCGUUGUGUGUACUUGGGCAUGGGGUUCAUUUUGUCUGACUUGAGUCUUGCCUGGAGACCUGCAAUAUGAGAGCACGCCCUCUGAGGGGAUAACAUGUGCCCCCCCCGGAGCAAUCACCGUAGAGGCUACCUACUGCAAUUUUUAGGUUUUAUUGCAUCCCAACAGAAACGGCCACACGUCGAAAGCAAACGCGAGUGUAAAAUGACCCCAAAACUAACUGAGCUGAAUGUCGUCUUAUAAUUGUAACUUAACUAUUUCAGGGCUCCAGCCGAGCCAAACGCUGAGGGACGUGUCAUGAUGAGAUGAUUUCAUUUUGUUGUUUUUUCUUGUUCUUUUUUUAAACUGAUUUCUUUGAAAGAAAUGUAAAACUUCCACAUGACUAAUAUCAGCACAAACAGAGGAGAGCCGCCUCCGUCUCCUCUCUAAUUCUCUAGUUAAAGCUUGUGUGCUUGAUAAAAAAAAAAUUAAAAAAUUUUUUUUUUUUUUUUUUUACUUUUUAAAAAAUGUUGCAGAAAAGAGGUGCAGAUGUUUUCCUGAUGUAUGCUGGGCAGUGAAUUCAGAUGAUUCCAAUAAAGAAACAUGUUUUGGAGCAGCAGUGUAGCAGUGUUUUUUUUUUCUUCUUCUUCUUCUUCUUUUUAAAUUACAGGCAUAUCUCAAAUGCUCUAAAUGCCUUGACCCCACGCUGGGUUUUAGCUGCAGCUUCCCACCGUAAGUUAGUUUUCCGGUCGUCUCCAGUGAAGGGCGGCAACAAAAAGCAAUUCAUUUCUCACGACACGGGGAAUGCUGCUGCGUCAGUCAGCCCCAGAAAGGGCUGAUCUGUUUUUAGCAACUGCCACCUCCAUCAUCUUCCCCGUGACACGGAUUCCCAGCGCCUCAGUCUGAUCUGGUUUUUUUUUGGGGUUUUUUUUUUGCUUUUUUCUUGCCUGCAGUUAUUUUAGGUAUGACAGGAAGGAAAGGGACAGCUUAGAGAGUGUAAAUCCUCCAAGAAAAAAAAACAACACAUCUCAAGGUAGAAAAGAAGAGGCGAAAUGAAAUACUAUUAAAUGAAUCAGCAGCCACGACUUGUCUGUCUGACGUUAUGAUUGACAUCACGACGGCGUAAGCACCGCGCUGCACGCUCGUGUGAAGUGAGUUUGGAAGGAGCCGGUGAGAUGAAGAAAGGUGCUGGUGACGAGCUUCAGCCUCUCUCUUCUGCUCCACUGAUUGAAUUUCUCACUUUUCACUGUAACUUCCGUUUUCGUGACAGUUCGAUUUGCGACACGAAGGUCUUUUAUUUAUUUAUUUUUUUAACACAUCUUCUGUGUGUACUGAGGUGGAUUUAAUUGGUGGAAUCAUCAAGGGAGUUUCACUUCCCUCUCAAUUCCCUCAAACCUGCAUUCAAUAUUCCAUAUGGAGCCUCUGAGGUUUGAUGUCUUAGUUCUAUCACUUUUUUUACGUCCUUUAAUGUCACACUGUCUGAUUUGUGUCCCAGCGGGGGACCCUGGUGGCCUACAUCUCACUGUUUAAUUACCCACAUGAAACAGUAAGUAAAAUGUCAGCCUGAAACGAGCAGCAGUGAACAGUGAUGGAGAUCAUUUCCCCUGGGAGACUGGAUUGAUGUGUUCAAAGGAACGAUUAAUUGUAGUUAUAAAUGACAGAAUGUACCGAGAUGCUUCUCCACCCACAAUAAGAGGGAUACACUGACCACAACCGGUGAGUUGAGUUUAUUGCAAAACCUUCCAGUUUCUCCACUGCCUCAAGACAUUCUUAAAAACCUGGAGGUCAGCCUGGCCACCAGGUGGCAGUAAAUACAACGAUUGUGUUUGGUAAAAUCUCAGCUCCUCAUCACAUUUCUUCUCACUGAGCAGAAACAAAAAUGUACAGUCUCUGGAGUCAAAACAAACUCACCAUAUUUAUUCACUAAUAAAGCACUAUAUUAAAAAAACACAACAUCAUAUCAGCUUUGUCCUGGUUUAAUUAAAAAUCUGAAUAAAGACAUGUCUGUCCACUUUGAAGACACAAAUGCAGACAAAUCUACUGAGAACAGUGCAAAAGAAUCCUCCUCGGGGUAAGAAACAAACUCCAAAUGAGAAUAAAAAUCAUCUGAACAGUAAAGUGCAUGUUUUGAGUGAAAAAGCCCCUCUGGUUGUAGUUUUCUAAACUGUCAACAGGCAGCGAGGGUCACACACUGAAAAAAACAAAACAAAACAAAAC
Molecule: messenger RNA, 6034 nt
Organism: Mugil cephalus (flathead mullet)
Lineage: Eukaryota; Metazoa; Chordata; Actinopteri; Mugiliformes; Mugilidae
Gene: ankrd13b
Product: ankyrin repeat domain 13B
Exons: 15
Coding region: 869-2809 (646 amino acids)
Cellular component (GO): cytoplasm
Molecular function (GO): protein binding
Source: RefSeq, a predicted model, not a curated record